Messenger RNA from Poecile atricapillus (Black-capped chickadee), 2638 nucleotides. Its product is annotated as coiled-coil domain-containing protein 91-like. Lineage: Eukaryota; Metazoa; Chordata; Aves; Passeriformes; Paridae. Gene Ontology annotation, cellular component: trans-Golgi network. Gene Ontology annotation, biological process: Golgi to lysosome transport. The record is from RefSeq and is a predicted model, not a curated record. The transcript is spliced from 14 exons. Bases 122 to 1417 code for a protein of 431 amino acids.
AUUUAUCCUGUGAGGUAAUCUUACGCAAUGCUCCAAGCACAAGGUUUCCUUCAUUAAGCAGCUCGUAUUGUAGAAGUUAUCUGACGCCAUCAGUUGCGUUUACACAAGACCCUGCUAAAAGAUGGAUGAUGAUGACUUUGGAGGAUUUGAGGCAGCAGAGAGUUACGAGUUUGGAAACGGUGAAAAGCAGACCACAUCACCUGCUAUUGCUUGGGCAGCAUUUCCAACAGUACCUGAAGUCCAUAGAUCUCCUGAUAUUCUCCUGGAGCACUCUGUGCCUUCUUCCUGCCUGGUUCCUUCUGACUCCUUCAUUUUAUCAAGUGAUAAUGUGGCAACAGCUGUUCAAACAGGCAAGAGUGUGAUAAAUCCAGCUGUUCCUGAAGAACAGAUUCAAGCAGAUAUUCCAGUUGCCUCUUCAAAUGUAAUUGAAGACAAGACUUUAGCUGAUGUUGAGAUAAAGAGAACAAAUGAACCCAAGAGCUGCCUUCAACAAGCGGUUGCAAACCUCGAAAUCAAGCUUUGCAGUGCUGAGAAAGAAAAACUAAAAAUCAAACAGGAAUUGGAAUAUUUGCUGGAAAAACAUAAUGUGCUAGAAAUGGAUUUCUUGAAGGAAAAAAAAGAAAAAGUGCUUCCACAUCAAGAUCAUUACAAGACACUCCAGGAAAAGCAUAAGCAGGAAUUAGAAGACAUGAGAAAAGCUGGACAUGAAGCCCUAACUAUUAUUGUUGAAGAAUUCAAGGCACUGCUACAAUCUACAGUUCAGCAGCAAGAAGCAGCUAUUGAAAAGCAGUAUAUAUUAACCAUUGAAAAGCAUUCUCACAAAUGUGAAGACCUCCUUGAUGCUCAGCAUCAGCGACUUCUCGACAUUUUAGAAGCAGAAAAGGAAGUGUUAUCACAAAAGAUAGAAGAAGCUAUGAUGCAGCAGUCACAAAAGCACAAGGAAGUGCUGGACAAAUGUUUGGAUGAAGAAAGACAGAGAAGCAAGGAGGCUCUGGCAGCUGCUGCAAAGGCUGAAAAUGAAGUAGUGCAGAAAGCUGUUCUGAAAGCAGUAAAGGAGGAGAGGAGAAAUAUGGAGAAGACUUAUGCAGAAGAAAGAAAACUGUGGGAAGCAGAACGUGCUAGUCAUAGAGAGAAGAUUGCCCAGGCUGUUUCAGAAGCCAUGGAAGAGCAAAGAAAGCAGAAUCAGGAAAUUGUCAAGAAAGCAUUAAUGGAGGAGCAGAAACGAAGUGAAAAGGCAAUCGAAGAAGCAGUAAAAAGAACAAGAGAGGAACUGAUGGAAUAUAUUAAAGAGCAGAAGAGGGUCCAGUUCUUGCAUCCAGUUCUUGCAUCUAGUCAGGAAUUUUGCUGGGGCUUGUGCCUUCAGGCCAUGCCUUGCAUGGCUCAAAGGCACAUCAUCCUGGGUGGCCUAUGGAUAUGACUGAGCUUGAUGAAGUUGUCCGUCAGAGAAAUCUGCAUGGUUUGGAACUUUUCCUUUCAUGCGCACAGAAACAGUUAAAUGUUUUAUUAAAGGAAGAGUCAACCCCAGAGGAAAACAGAGACUGACAUUCUCAGUGGUGAUGAUACAGUGUGACUUGUGAAGUUGCAAAUCUCCAUCUAGCAAAUGAUGAAUAUAUUCCAAUCUUUUUGGAUUGUAUCAUUGAGUCAAGAUUUAUCUAAAAUGCUUGAUAGAAAUGUUUGUGGAUGAUGUUCUUCUAUUUAUUUAUUUAUUUCACUACUAUAAUCAGAUAGCAAAUACGAGAGGGAAAAACAUCCUUGGAAAAUAAUUUGUUUUAUUUAGGAUUUUUAGGAUUUUGCUUUCAUUAUAUUUUCCAGUAGCCCAUGGUAGAAAUUCUAGAUAACUGCAGCAAUGAUGAAAACAUUUCUCUGUUGUGUCUUUUAAAUUUGUUAACAUGAUUCACCAUUAUUUUUGGUAUUUCAAAACAUGGAGACAAACGUUUAGUUGAUUAUAGAUACAAGUCCAUCUCUAUUUCCAAAGUAAUAUUCCAAGGCCAUUGCCUCAGGAGAGCCUGAGUAGCUUAUUAUUUCUUACUGCUUUGAUGUCUAACAGAAGAAUCAGUACUGAAACGUAAAAGUGUUGUCAGGCAUUUCUUAAGUAAUGUAUAAACAAAUCCAGCUCUAGGAACAUGAAAAUUUAAAAAUAAAACAUUUUUAAUUUAAAAAUAAAAAAGUGCAUCUCUUUAGAGUAGCACAAAACAUUGCCAUGACCAAUGUACAGUAUGUGUUUUAUUUCUUUCUUUUAUUCUACAGAGCUAAUUCAAUUCCAAAGUAAUUUUCUCAUAAAAUUACAAUUAAUGUCACUGACCUCAGUUUCAGGAAGAUGUAUGUAAUUAUGUGGACACUGAUACUGCACUGCCUCAGUGGAAUUUCUGACUUAAAGAAUAAGGAGUAGCUUGCUGACCUCACAUGACCUUUCUAAGUGUAUCGAAGGAAGUAGAAAAACUCCCCACCAACAUUAUUGGACUUUGGGUCACUCAUAGGUCUUUCUAGUCUUGCUAACAGCAGAUGGAGUGGAAUUUCUGUGCCUACACUCUAUGGAUUGUAGAACUGGGGUCUUAGUCGUAGAAGAGCUCUGAAUGAAAUAAGGGAAAAUAAGUGUUCAUGCUUAGAUAUGUAAAUAAAUUAAGAAUGAUCUCUCUUA